Messenger RNA from Paramecium sonneborni, 2470 nucleotides. Lineage: Eukaryota; Ciliophora; Oligohymenophorea; Peniculida; Parameciidae. The record is from the annotation of a GenBank genome assembly.
CGUGUUUAUUAAAUAAUUUAAUGAUUGAGAAUUAUGGAGACAGAUACCAUCUUAUUGACAAAAAGGCUUUAGAAGAUAAAAAAUUAGAUAGAGAUUAGCUUGUGGAUUUUGUGAAAAAUUCAGGUAUAAGUGAAAUAGGGAAAAAUUACAAUAUUGUGUCAAUAAUAGGUAGUCAAAGUACAGGAAAGAGUACAUUGCUAAAUUAGUUAUUUGGAACAAAAUUUGAUGUCUAGAAUAGAUAAUAAAGUGUAGGUUAAACAACAGUUGGUAUUUGGAUUUCAAAAGAUGUCUAAAAUAAUGUUGUAGUACUAGAUGUUGAAGGAUCAGACUCUGUAGAGCGUAAAUCAGGGGAAAAUGUAUUUAAUAAUAAUUAAAAGUUUAUUAGAUGGUUGAAAAUUAAACAGCAUUAAUGGCUUUGGCAAUGUCACAUUGUUUUAUAAUAAAUGUUUUUCUUAAUGCAUUAGGUUAACAUACAAGUUGUCAAUUAUCAAUCAUAAAAAUAAUUAUGCAAUAGAAUCUAAAAUUGUUUUAAUAGGACACAGUUAAACAUAUUAUCUUUGUUGUUAGAGAUUGGGAUGAAGAUGCAAAUUAUGAUGAAGCUUCUCGUAGAUUGAAUGGUUAUUUAUUGAAUAUUUGGAAAGAGAUUCCAAAAGUAUUAAUUCUAUUUAUAAUAGCCUGAUUAAUAUAAAGAGACAGAUUUUCAUGAAUUAUUUAGUGUUUAAGUAUUUACAUUAGUAUAUUACAAAAUGAAAAAAGAAUUUGCUGAAUAAACAAAUUAACUUCAUUCUAAAUUAGCAAAUUAACAAGAUCCUAAUUUUAUUUUUUAAAAUUUUGAUUAUGAAAAAAAUGUUAGAUGGUCUGAUAUGCCAUAAUAUUUAUCAAAUAUUUGGGAAGUGAUAUCAAAUAAUAAAGAUUUAAAUUUACCAAAUGAGAAAAUUCUAAUUUCCAAUAUGAGAUGUUAAUAAAUAAAAUUAGAGGCAUUGGAAGGAGUGAAAUAAUUAAAUGAAGUAAAAUUAUUAUAUAUUUAAAUAAUAAUAGGAUUUAUAGAAUAGAGUAAGAAUUAAAUAUGUUGAUAAUUUUGGAUAAGAAUGUUAAACAAUAUUAAAUAAGGCUAGAAAAAUAUAUGAUAAAGAUGCUAGAGAUUAUCAUAUUGAAGUUUACAAAGAAAAAGAAAAAGAAUUAAAAGAUGAAUUAAUUAAUAGAUUUUAUACAUUCUUUUAAAAAUAAACAGAAUAACUCAAACAUUAUUAUAUGGAAUUGUUAGCUGAAAAUCUUGAAUAAUUAAAAAAAGAAAGUAAUAAAAUUAUUUAAUGGAUUAGGUAUUUAUAAUUUACCAGAUAAAUUAAAUGAAUUGGAUUUAUUAAAAUUAUAAUUUGAAGAAAAAAUAACAAAAUCUGUAAUAGAAGUAGGAUAAUGGCAAGAAGAGGAUCAUAUUAGAUAUUUUAAAUAAUAGUUUGAUAAUCAUACAAAAUAAUUUGUAGAAGCUUAAUUAGCAACUUUUAAAUAAUAAUUAGACAAUAUAAUUAAAUCAGAAUGUGACAAGAUUGUAAGUUAAUAAGUUUUAAAUAUAUCACCAAAAUUUUGGUUAUAAAUAGAAAUGGAUUAUUAUUCUAUGAUUUAAGAUAAAUAUUAAAAAUACGAGAUAUUAUUAUUAGGAUUGAGAGUCUAAUUAAAAUAGGUUGAAGAUUAUUUAAAUAAAUUUGAAGAAGAUAGUUUUUAUAAUCUAAAAUAAGUAAUAGCAGUAGCUAGUGGUAGAUUUAAAGAUUAAUUAUUUUAAUAAUUUAAAUCUUAAUUUGUUAGAGCUUCAGAUGGAUAACCAAGAAAUUGGUAGAAAUUGACAGAAGAAGAAAUCUUUCACAUUUAUACAGAAGCAAGAGACAAAGUGUUUUCAUUAUUAGAAUUAUUGAGAAUAAGAAAAAUUAAAUUUAUUAGACAAUAAUUUACAAUGAAACAAAAGGCAAAAACUCUAAUAAUUCCUUCGGGUCAAAAAAUAUAAUAUUAAAUAGCAUCAGAUACAGAUUCUGAUGAUAUAGUACUAAAUGAAGUUUUUUAUACUUAAGUAAAAAUGUAAUUGGCAGAAGAUAUUGAUGUUUAAUAUUAAGAUGCAAUUUAAAAACAUGUAAUAAUAAAUAUGAAUUAAUUUUUUAGAAAUAAGACUUCCUUUAAAAUAUACCAAAACCAUUUUGGUUCUUAUUGUUAUUCUUUAUGUAUGAUGAUGUUUUAAGAUGGAUGGGCAAUCCACUAUUUCUGUAUCCAAUAUUGAUUAUCUUAUGUUUUGUUGGAUUUUGUAUUGCUAUAGGUAUUAUAUAACAAUAAUUAUUACUUUAUAGGUCUCCAUAGCUUGCCUAAAUUAGCAUUUUAAUGGGUCUUUAGAACAUUUAAUCAGGCUGUUAUUCCUCUAAUAUUUGGAGGAAUUUCAAAAUUAAAAGGAAGUUGAAUGAUUAUUUUAAUAAUCUAUAAUAAAUAUAUU